AUGGGUGUUACAAAGUGUCCACAAAACUCUGAAAAAAGGAGUCUCGGUAUGAUUUUUCAAAUAGUUGUUUCAUUUGUGGUUGAAGAUGGCUUCCCAGUUCCAAUAUGUGAUCAGUAUUCUGCUCAACUUGGCUCAGCUCGUAGGGAUCUACCAGCUUUGUGCAACUUCACUUCCAUUGGGAAGGUGCAUCAGCCCAAGGAUAAAAGAUCAAGUGACUUCUGCUCUAAGUUGAUGCAUCAUUGGCAAUCAAAGGACGCCUUCUGUGAAACCUAUAGUAGGUCCUUGAAUGGCUUGGAUGUCUGUUUCAAUAGAAAAACGGGUUCGCUUGGUAUUGCUGAAGCUCCUCAGGCCCCAAAUGGUGCCUGCCUUGACAAAAUUGGGAAUUGGUCUUACAUUAGCAUGAAUGUGGAUCUUGAUGAAUCCAAGCCCUUUCUAGAUAUAACUGAGCAAGUGCAUUUUGAUGACCAAUUUAGGUGUACUGGAAUAGCUUUCCAUCCUAAUUUUGUGAAUAAUGGUCGUUUCUUUGUUUCAUACAAUUGUGAUAAGUUGCAACACUCGGUAUGUUCAGGCAGAUGCUCAUGUAACUCAGAAGUAAAAUGUGAUCAAGCAAAGCUUCCAGUUGAAAGUGGCACUGAACCAUGCCAGUAUCAUAUUGUUGUAGCAGAGUUCACAGCAAAUAGUACUGCAUCAACACGUUCCUUGUCAAAGUUCAAAAUGUCGAACUCCCAAUCUGCACCUCUAAACGUGGAUGCUGAGUCCGGUCACCACGUCGAGAACAACAAUAUGGUACCCGAUAACGAGGUGCCCCCUGUCGAUCCCAGCGGAGUUCCGGUCGCAGACCCAAUCGACGCUAACUCACAUGUGGCCAUCAAUGCGAAUCAGCAUACCGAUCCUGAGAACAGCGUCCGCGGGGCCCAACAUGCAGCGAUAGGCCCGCUGCAGAACCAAAGUCGCACCCCCAGCAGAGUUGAGCCCGAGUCGUCCCGGAAAAUCACUCGCAGAAAUGAACCAAUCACGGAGAGGCCGAGUGCGAAAUCGCGGGUGCGGCAAAUUUCUUGCAGAAGCGAGAAGGGACUGGAGCUGGGGGAGCCGCAGAAGCGGACUGGAGAAGCACACCUGCGUGUGCGCAGGCGCGAGGCAACUACCGCUAGUGUGUAA
Nicotiana tabacum (common tobacco) is the source of this 1158-nucleotide messenger RNA. The record is from RefSeq and is a predicted model, not a curated record. Lineage: Eukaryota; Viridiplantae; Streptophyta; Magnoliopsida; Solanales; Solanaceae.